AAACGAAACUGAAGGUUCAGAUCAACCGAAGCAACCGACCUGGAAGCUGUGCGCUCGUUCAGGAGAAAAAUAAAACGCAUUUUGAAACACGCUGACGGACAGAAACAGCAUCAAGGAUGGCCUCUGCUGACACCUCCUGGCCUGAAGAGAACUUUACAUGUUCCAUCUGUCUGGAUGUGUUCAGCAGCCCAGUUUCCACACCAUGUGGACACAACUUCUGCAGAACCUGUAUUACUAAGUUCUGGGAUGGACAAGUCAAGUACAAAUGUCCCGUUUGCAACAAGCUUUUCAACACAAGACCUGAUUUACGGGUCAAUAUCCUAAUUUCAGAGAUGGUUGAUCGGUUUGGAACGUCCCUACGAGUAAAAGAGCAGCUUUGUGUUGAACCAGGAGAAGUUCCCUGUGACGUCUGUACUGGGACCCAGCUGAAGGCCGUGAAGUCCUGCCUAAUGUGUCUUACCUCUUACUGCCAAACCCACCUGGAGCCACACCAUAGAGUCGCAGGCCUGAAGAAACAUCGGCUGGUCGAGCCUAUGGACCGUCUGGACGACAGGAUGUGUAAGAAACACGACCGACUUCUGGAGCUCUUCUGCCAGACUGAACAGGUGUGUGUGUGUCAGUUCUGCACAGUGACGGACCACAAGUCACAUCCUGUUAUUCCUCUAAAGGAGGAAUAUGAAGUGAAGACGGCUCAGCUGGGGAAGAUAGAGGCUGAAGUUAAACAGUUGAUCCAGGAGAGACAAAAGAAUAUUCAGGAGAUUAAAGACACAGUCAAACGCAGCAAAGCAGACGCAGACAGAGAGAUAGCCGAUGGUGUGCAGGUCCUCACUGCUCUGAUGCGCUGCAUUGAAAAGUGCCAGGAUGAUCUCAACCAAAUGGUUAAAGAGAAACUGAAAUCCACAGAGAAACAAGCUGAAGACCUCAUCAAAGAGCUGGAGCAGGAAAUAGAAGAUCUGACCAAUAGAAUCUCAGAGGUGAAGCAGCUCUCACACACUAAAGACCACCUCCACUUCCUCCAGGCCUUCAGAUCCCUGAAGGAUCCUCCACCCACCAGGGACUGGACCACGGUGGAGGUCCAUCCUCCGUCAUACGUAGGGACCUUGAGGAGAUCCCUGGAUCAGCUGGAGGAGACGCUGAACAUGGAGAUGAAGAGGCUGCGUGAUGAUGCUGAACUGAAGAGGGUCCAGCAGUAUGAAGUAGAUGUGACUCUGGAUCCUGAUAUAGCUCAUCCCAAGCUCAUCCUGUCUGAGGAUGGGAAACGAGUACAUAAUGGAGGUGUAGAGAAGAGACUCCCAGACAACCCUAAGAGAUUUACACGGUAUGCAUGUGUUCUCACGAGGCAGAGCUUCUCCUCAGGGAGAUUUUACUUUGAGGUCCAGGUUAAAGACAAGACUCUCUGGUCUUUAGGAGUGGCCAGAGAGUCCAUCGACAGAAAAGAUUGGACAGAUCGGACCCCUGAGACGGGUUACUGGACUCUUUACUACUACCAGGAUGAGUUGGUAUUUAGAGAUAACCGUUCUGUCCUUCUCCCUCUGAGAGCUGAGCUCCAGAAGGUGGGGGUGUUUGUUGAUUAUGAUGAGGGUCUGGUCUCCUUCUAUGAUGUGGAAGCCAGGGUUCAUAUCUACUCUGCUACUGGCUGCACCUUCAGUGAGCCUCUCUAUCCAUUCCUUUACCCAGGUUCCCCUGAUUAUAAAGGUAACAACUCUGCCCCCCUGAUCAUCUCACCUGUCAAUCAAACAGACUAGGACCUUUGUUUGGUGAUAAAAUAAUCAAACAACCAAAACAACUAAUGUUGUUUCCUGAAUUAGAAUCUCUGCUAUGGGAGGUCUGAGAGAACUGUAUUCAUAUCUUACUUUUCACUGUCAUCUAAGGAAUAAUUCAUUCAGCCACUAACACUGUACUAUAAAAAAUAUAACCCAUUAUAACCUAUAAGACUACGCUAUAAUGUUCAAAGUCUUUUAUCUGAAUGUUUUUUUAUAUUUUUAAUUAAUGAAAAAAGAAAUGUAUCAGAUAAUGUGAAGCAUUGAUUUUUAUUACAUUAUCAUAGGUUGAUUUCACCAAAUGGUAAUAUGUGUUUAUUAUUUUUUGAAUCAUGUUUGACAACACAAUACAAUGUUUGUAAACUUUUGAGAUUUGAAUAGAAAUGUACUAAAAGUAGAAUGGGGACAUCUUCUGUGUGAUAGUUACAUUCUCAGUACAAUAUGUAUUCAGUGGAAUAGGUACAUUCUCAGUACAAUAUGUAUUCAGUGGAAUAGGUACAUUCUCAGUACGAUAUAUAUUCAGUGGAAUAGGUACAUUCUCAGUACAAUAUAUAUUCAGUGGAAUAGGUACAUUCCCAGUACAAUAUGUAUUCAGUGGAAUAGGUACAUUCUCAGUACAUAAUAUUUUCAGUGGAAUAGGUACAUUCUCAGGACAAUAUGUAUUCAGUAGAAAAGGUACAUUCUCAGUAUCUAUUCAGUGGAAUAGGUACAUUCUCAGUACAAUAUAUAUUCAGUUGAAUAGGUACAUUCUCAGUACAAUAUGUAUUCAGUAGAAUAGAUACAUUAUCAGAACAAUGUGUUCAUUGGAAUAUGUACAUUAUCAGUACAAUAUGUAUUCAGUGGAGUAGGUACAUUCUCAGUAUGUAUUCAGUGGAAUAGGUACAAUCUCAGUACAAUAUGUAUUCAGUGGAAUAGGUACAUUCUCAGAGGAAUAGGUACAAUCUCAGUAAAAUGUGUAUUCAAUAGAAUAGGUACUUUAUCAUUGGGAUAAAACAAAAACAACUAUGUU
This is a messenger RNA of Gadus macrocephalus (Pacific cod), 2769 nucleotides long. RefSeq names its product zinc finger protein RFP-like. The record is from RefSeq and is a predicted model, not a curated record. Lineage: Eukaryota; Metazoa; Chordata; Actinopteri; Gadiformes; Gadidae. The transcript has 2 exons. Bases 117 to 1745 code for a protein of 542 amino acids. Gene Ontology annotation, molecular function: zinc ion binding; protein binding.